AUGGGCCCCUUUGCUAUAGCGCUUUUAAUUGGUCCGUCUGUUGUCAACUCGCUCUCCUUAUCUCUCUGUUCCUCACAGAACACCGGUGCUUCCAACGUUGAGUACGUCAAUCAGUACAAUUCCAACGGCUAUUGUCAUGAUAAGUGCCAAGGCUAUGCUUUUGGUGUAGUUCAAGGAACCAGUUGUUGGUGCUCCAACUAUGCUCCUUCUGAUACCUCUUCUUUGUCUCAAUGCGAUGUUGCUUGUCCUGGGUACGGCUAUGAAUAUUGUGCUUCUCAGUCAGACAAUUUGUAUGGCUAUGUUGCUUUAGGUCCUGAUGCUAGUGGUACUUUGGGUGGUUCUUCAAGUACUUCCGGAUCGAAUUCCGAGUCUUCCGUGCCAUCUGGUUCGAGUUUUACCUCAGGUUCCGGUUCAGGUUCAGGUUCAGGUUCCAGUUUAAGUUCCAGUUCAAGUUCAAGUUCAAGUUCAGACUCUUCCUCUACCUCAAGUCCUACUCCGACUGCCAGCUCUGCAAGAUCAACAUCGUCUACUUCAUCUCACUCCACAUCAGCAUCUCCAGUUAUCUCAACAAUCUACUCAGUCAUGACCAUCUCCGGUGAUUCCAAAUCAACCGUUACAAGCACCAUUCUUCAGACUAUGACAAUGUCAUCCUCUCAAAGCUCGUCUCCAUCCGCUGCUGCCUCAUCUAAUUCCUCUUCAAGCCAUAAAUCAGGAAACUCCUUUUUUGACAGUAAAGGAAAAGUCGCCGGAGUAUUCACUGUCGUUGGAAUAGUGUCUCUUGGUCUUCUUAUUUUACUUGCGUACUUCAUCUACAAGAAAUGUAUCGCCUCUAAAGUUCAUGGAGAUGACUACUUUGGCUAUUAUGAUGGAGAUAGCUAUGGAGGAAGUAGUUUGGGCCCCAAUGGCGCGCCAAGACUCGACUAUUCGGAUCUGGAGUCCAAUCCUCAUCAAAGAGAGUACGAAGAAAAGCGAGAAUCAGGCUUUAACGUUGGAGCUUACUCGGUGGCUGGUACCACCACGCCUAGUGGCUCUCCAACAACACAUCAAAGAGGUAAUAGCUUCCCUGUGGAUCCUCGCUUGGACCCCGGUAGCCCUCUCUACAGAAAUGUCCAAGGUGAUUUCUCGAAUAGAAGUCUCAGUGAUCAAGUCGAUUACUCCAGAAAGGUGCUCAAGGUCACCAAUGUGUGA
This is a messenger RNA of Brettanomyces nanus, 1188 nucleotides long. RefSeq lists its product as uncharacterized. The record is from RefSeq and is a predicted model, not a curated record. The transcript has a single exon. Lineage: Eukaryota; Fungi; Ascomycota; Pichiomycetes; Pichiales; Pichiaceae. The coding region runs from base 1 to 1188 and encodes 395 amino acids.